GCGGCGAGGGCGCGCGCGGGCGGGCGGGGAGAGGCGGAGGCGGCGAGAGCGGCGGCCCGGAGGAAAUCGGAGGGGGAGGGAAAGAAAGGCCGAGACAGAAGGAGCGAGAGGCGGCCGAGGGGCUGGUCCAGGCGCGGCCGCUAAGAGGAGACCAAGAGGCGGGGGCUGCACUUGACAACCAGCAUGCCGAGAUGUCAGAAGAGGCAGAAGUGGAUGUGAGAGAAAGAGAGACACAGAGAGACAGAGAGCCAAAGAGGGCAAGAGACUUGACUUUAAGAGACUCCUGUACUGACAACUCCAUGCAGUUCGGAACCAGAGCGACUACGGCUGAACCAGGGUUCAUGGGGACAUGGCAAAACGCUGAGACUAACCUCUUAUUCAGAAUGUCCCAACAGGCCAUCCGCUGUACACUGGUAAACUGCACGUGUGAAUGUUUUCAGCCAGGGAAGAUUAACCUGAGGACUUGUGAUCAGUGUAAACAUGGCUGGGUGGCACAUGCCUUGGAUAAGCUCAGCACACAACACCUGUACCACCCCACCCAAGUGGAGAUCGUGCAGUCCAAUGUGGUGUUUGACAUCAGCAGCCUGAUGCUCUACGGGACGCAAGCGGUGCCCGUGCGGCUAAAGAUCCUGCUAGACCGUCUCUUCAGCGUCCUGAAGCAAGAGGAAGUACUGCACAUACUACACGGCCUGGGCUGGACUCUGCGGGACUAUGUCCGAGGAUAUAUCCUUCAGACCCAGGCAUGCAUACCCUCCUCUGGUGAAAAUGGUCAUUUCAGCAGGCUUGUCAGGGAAGUAGAAAUAAGGUGA
Lemur catta (Ring-tailed lemur) is the source of this 809-nucleotide messenger RNA. RefSeq names its product zinc finger protein basonuclin-2-like. The coding region runs from base 192 to 809 and encodes 205 amino acids. Lineage: Eukaryota; Metazoa; Chordata; Mammalia; Primates; Lemuridae. The transcript has 5 exons. The record is from RefSeq and is a predicted model, not a curated record. Gene Ontology annotation, biological process: regulation of DNA-templated transcription. Gene Ontology annotation, cellular component: nucleus.